AUGGCAGCAUCUAGAGAAGAUUUAACAAAUAUUGAGUUUGAUAAUGAUUGGAAAUGUUAUUGUCAACAAGCGAAUGAAGAAAUGAAUGAAGAAAAUAUGGUUGCAGCUAUACAUCAUGGCGAUAUAAAUCAUUGUUCGUCUUUAAUAGAUUUACCACAUAUUAUCAAUAUAAAUCAAUCAAGUCAAUUUAAAGAAACAAAUUCAUACAAAUGGUGGUAUUACAAACAAUUCGAUUGGACAUCGACCAAUAAACAAAUUCAUCUUAUGUUUGAAUCCUAUGAUAAUCUAAAUAACAGCUCUAUUUCAGCAGAUAUUGCUGGCACUAUAUGGUUAAAUAAUACAAAAAUAUUUUCUGGUUUAUUCACAUCAUUAACUAAUUCUAUUGACUUGUCUUCAAAAUUAUUAUAUAGUAAAAAUAUUGAUGAACAAACUCAAACAAAUAUUCUAGUCAUUUCUUGUUCAAAUUCUACUCUUUCUCGUCAUGCUCGUCUUAUUCUACAUGGUAAAAUAAUUUGUGCAACAGGACAAGUAAACGUCAGUGAAGAAUUUUCAAGCAGAAGUAAAACUCAAGAACAAAAUGAAAAUGAAAUUAUGGAUUAUACAAUUAGUCUUGAUGAUACUAAUGGACGUAUUGGUGUUUUAUUUAAAUCCAAACGGAAAUACAAAGCACCUUUAAAAUCAAUUUCAUCAUCACCACAAUUUGUUCCAUAUGAGCAGAAUGAAAGGCAAAUCAAUGAAAAUAAAGAAGAAUUAAAAGAUGAUCUUCUCAUACCUCGUUUAGCUAUUUUAAUACUAACUGUUGGUACGCGCGGUGAUGUCCAACCAUUUAUUGCUCUAGGUCAAGCACUUCGAGCAUAUGGUCAUCGUGUUCGAUUAGCCACACAUGAAACAUUUCGAUCAUUUGUUCGUGGUAAUGGUCUGGAAUUUUAUCCAUUAGGUGGUGAUCCAGUAGAUUUAAUCUCCUUUAUGGAGAUGUUGGCAAAAAAACGUCGAACUAUAUCUGAUAUUCUUGCUUCUACAUGGCAAGCAUGUAUAGCAAAUGAUGAUGAAACAGAUAUGCCAUUUACAGCUGAAGCAAUUAUUGCUAAUCCACCAUCAUUUGGUCAUAUUCAUUGUGCAGAAAAAUUACAAAUUCCUUUACAUAUCGUAUUCACUAUGCCUUGGACAUCUACA
Molecule: messenger RNA, 1173 nt
Organism: Adineta steineri
Lineage: Eukaryota; Metazoa; Rotifera; Eurotatoria; Adinetida; Adinetidae
Source: the annotation of a GenBank genome assembly